CGCCGCCGCCCCGAGCACCCGCAGCUCCCGCGCCACCGCGAGACAGGAGGAGAACCCACCCACCGACGGACCCUCGCAGCAGCGGCAUCCCGAAGGAGAACAUGCUUGCCAAUUCAGCCAGCGUACGGAUUCUCAUCAAGGGAGGCAAGGUUGUGAAUGAUGACUGCACCCACGAGGCUGAUGUCUACAUUGAGAAUGGCAUCAUCCAGCAGGUGGGCCGUGAGCUCAUGAUCCCUGGAGGGGCCAAGGUGAUUGAUGCCACCGGGAAACUGGUGAUCCCUGGAGGCAUUGACACCAGCACCCACUUCCACCAGACCUUCAUGAAUGCUACGUGCGUGGAUGACUUCUACAAUGGGACCAAGGCAGCACUGGUUGGGGGUACCACCAUGAUCAUUGGCCACGUCCUGCCUGACAAGGAGACCUCCCUUGUGGAUGCCUAUGAGAAGUGCCGGGGUCUGGCUGACCCCAAAGUCUGCUGUGACUACGCCCUCCACGUGGGGAUCACCUGGUGGGCACCCAAGGUGAAGGUGGAAAUGGAGACCCUGGUGAGGGAGAAGGGUGUCAACUCAUUCCAGAUGUUCAUGACCUACAAGGACUUGUAUAUGCUUCGGGACAGCGAGCUGUACCAAGUGUUCCAUGCUUGCAAGGAUAUUGGGGCGAUCGCUCGAGUCCAUGCUGAAAACGGGGAGCUUGUGGCUGAGGGCGCUAAGGAGGCGCUAGAUCUGGGUAUCACAGGCCCUGAAGGAAUUGAGAUCAGCCGUCCAGAGGAGCUGGAAGCUGAAGCCACUCAUCGAGUUAUCACCAUUGCAAACAGGACUCACUGUCCAAUCUACCUGGUCAAUGUGUCCAGCAUCUCGGCCGGUGACGUUAUCGCCACUGCUAAGAUGCAAGGGAAGGUUGUGCUGGCCGAGACCACCACUGCACAUGCCACGCUGACAGGCUUACACUACUACCACCAGGACUGGUCCCACGCGGCCGCCUACGUCACGGUGCCUCCCCUGAGACUGGACACCAACACCUCAACCUACCUCAUGAGCCUGCUGGCCAAUGAUACUCUGAAUAUUGUGGCAUCAGAUCACCGGCCUUUCACCACGAAGCAGAAAGCUAUGGGCAAGGAGGACUUCACCAAAAUCCCACACGGCGUGACGGGUGUGCAGGACCGCAUGAGUGUCAUCUGGGAGAGAGGAGUGGUUGGAGGAAAGAUGGAUGAGAACCGUUUUGUGGCUGUUACCAGCUCCAACGCAGCGAAGAUUCUCAACCUGUAUCCCUGCAAAGGCCGCAUCAUCCCUGGAGCCGAUGCCGACGUGGUGGUGUGGGACCCAGAAGCCACAAAGACCAUCUCGGCCAGCACCCAGGUGCAGGGAGGAGACUUCAACCUGUAUGAGAAUAUGCGCUGCCAUGGUGUCCCGCUGGUCACCAUCAGUCGGGGACGGGUCGUGUACGAGAAUGGUGUCUUCAUGUGUGCUGAAGGCACUGGCAAGUUCUGUCCCCUGAGGUCCUUCCCAGACACUGUCUACAAGAAGCUGGUCCAGAGAGAAAAGACCUUAAAGGUUAGGGGAGUGGACCGCACUCCCUACCUGGGGGAUGUAGCUGUUGUUGUGCAUCCUGGGAAAAAAGAGAUGGGAACUCCGCUGGCAGACACUCCUACCCGGCCUGUUACCCGACACGGGGGCAUGAGGGACCUUCAUGAAUCCAGCUUCAGCCUCUCUGGUUCUCAGAUCGAUGACCAUGUUCCAAAGCGAGCCUCAGCUCGGAUCCUCGCUCCCCCCGGAGGCAGGUCGAGCGGCAUUUGGUAAAGUCACCGACCAGCCCCCCAAGUGAAGAGGCAUCGCUGCCACCAGCCCGCACACCCUCCAGCCACAGCUGCAGGGGGCGGGAGAGUCUGGGCUGGGCAGCACACCACCUGAGGGGGCCACGGGACCCGGGGAGCCCUCCCCAUGUCUGACACGUGAUUCACUGUGCUUCGAGCCAACCCUAACAGGCACUUUGAGUUGUGUUCCUCCUGCUGCAGUCCUUUCCUGCCUUGGCCUUGGUGGGCUUUUCUGGGGCCCAGGAAGCCCAUACUAUGCACAGAGCCCAAUGCAUAGAGCCUGGCCCAGCCCCUCCUCUCACACCCGUCUCCACAUACUGGCCUUGGGAAAGCCUCGACUUUAGUGCCCUGCCCCUGGCUGACUGCCAGUUGUCCAGAGCACUUUAGCAAAUAUGUUUUAAAAGCAAAGGACUCCCUCUCCCAUCCCCUUCGGCCCGGUGGUCACUUUUCCCAAGUCAGACAGGUGUUAGCAUCCCAGCCAUGCCCAGAACGCCCCGUUUUUCCCAGCUCACCUCUGGCCCUUGUGUGGGUGUGGCUGGGACACUCUGCGCCCUUUGCUGGCUGCUUCCUCCCUGCCCCCCGGGAGUCCCAGGCCCAGAAGGGCUAGCUGGGUGGGCAUGAGGCUGGUGCCAGGCGCGUGUACAUGAUUUCGUUUUGCACGUUUGGUUUGCGCAGUGGUUUGGUUUGACUUGUUUGUGCAUCCUGUGAAAAAUGAUGGUGCUUCGUGUCACUAGCAUAGCAUAGAAACAGGAGUAGAUGUGGACCUUAGGAGAUGCUGCAUCGACACCAACCAGACAGCCUAGGGCACAGAUGAAGGGGGCAAGAGGGGGACACUGGACUCAGGGGCCCUUCUCCCAACCUGGAGUCUUCCAGUCCCCUCCUCUCCCCUCCUGGUCUAGUUUCAUGCAUCUGAGAGGGUGCCCAGGAUGCUGGCCCUGGAAAGCUUCAGGAGCGGGGUGGCUCUUCCCAUCUCACUCCCAGAACUAACCCAGCUGCCUGUAAGCUUCCCCCUGCUGGACAGAGGCCCAGCUGCUCCUCCUGUGUGAUUGGCUAGAGGCCUCAUGCCUGCUAAGAGAGGGGGAGCGAUUAGGAGCAAUGGGCUAGCUAGACGCUCGGUAGGAGCCCAGACCAGUGAGACCUGGCUGUAGAGCCCAAAAGACCCCCUUGCUGCAUAGGAGCUGGGGUCUCCUGUGGUUAGCACCUGGCCCUUCCCUGCCUGUGGGCUGCAUGUCCUCCCACGUCCAGUUGGGCACCCCUGCCUCAAAGCUCCAGGAGGUUUCCGUGGAAACACCAGAGGGGAUGUCAUGUUGCGUGUUUGGUUCAAGAACCGGGCUUACACAUGGCUCCUGGACUCUUGGGCCGGUAGUUGUACCCUGCACAUUUCUGCUGUGCUUUUCAGGUUUUCAAAGCCUUUCCAUAUAUGAGCUCUCAGUUGCUCCUCAUGACAACAUAGCACGUAUUAUUCUCCCCAUUUCACAGAUGUGGCCCGGAAAGCUUAGGCCUUCUGACUCCAGAAAUGUCCAGGACUGCCCUUAAGAGCUUGGGCGUCUACCCCAGCUGUGGAAAGGAGGCAUGAAGUGAUGUCUCCUGUAGAUCCCACCUGAGCAUUUGACCAACUAGAAGACUUACUCCCCCCCCCAGCAGGCAUUCUGCUUCAUUUUGCACAAGUAGAUUUUUCUUGUAAACAAACUAAUGCAUAUUCACUGUUUGAGCCAGAACUAGUUAAAUGUUGGAGGCUUGCCAUGUGUUUGAGCUGCCUCCACAUCUUCACUUCUCCUUUCAUGCUCCUCUUCCUCAGUUAGAGGCCAAGAGGACACAGACGGUCACCCAGGGAGCAGAGGCAGCAAAGGCACUCGUGGAGGGUGGUGGCCAUGGGGACAGUCGAUAGGGAUCUGAGCCCGGGAAAUGUGAUGCUGACCCCUUGGUACAAUGCACAUCAUCUUUCUCCCUUUCAGCCCUUGCUGGGUCAUGGGCCUUGGGCAGAUGCCAAAGAGCUGAGCAGUGGUAGUGGCCAGCGGGCACUGCAUCCCUGCUUGGGCUAGGAAAGCUUUACUUUCUCUGAGUGCCUCUGCUGGAGAGAUGCAUGGUCCGUGGCUCUGGGAAACCACAUCUUGAUGUGGUCCAUCGAAGGCCUUCCACUUCAUUCACCCCCGAUCCUUACAUAGACCCCUACCCUUGUCCAGGAGCUUCUAGAUGAAAAGCAGAAGGAGGUUCAAGGAACCAAAUGAACGGUCAGCCCCCACCACCCAUUCCCUGCCCCUGUGCAGAGCACCAGCCAGCACCAUCGCCAGCCCCAUAAGCUCCUGGUUGGAAUGAGAAGGGUCUCUGGUUGCACUGAAUGCAGCUCUCAAACUGGUCUUGUACUUGCUGAAUAAAUACUGUUGUUCUUGCCUUAGCUGCUCUCUAGGUUUGUGGGGUUAAGUUUCCAGAAAAUUGUGCUACCGUGUGUGCGUGUGUGUGUGCGUGUGUGUAGUGCUAGGAGUCCACAGUAGGUCUCAGUCCAGCCAAUGCCACGAUCAGGGCUUUUCCAAUACUGACCCAGAAACCACAGAACCACACGGAAACCCAAACCCCCUCCAGCGGCCCAGGUGGCAGGCACAGCCUGGAGUCGGGAUGGAGCCUCCAGCACCCAAGUGACUUCCUCACUCCUCUGUAAAUGUCAUGGUGCUAAGAUUGUGUCAGCCCCCAGAAGACACAUGGUCCUGUGCUUUGGCCACCCGAUUGAGGCAAAAACAAAACAGCCCGACUCGUUGUGUUCUGGUGCAGGUUUGUAUUAAACUGUAGCUACUUCUCA
Molecule: messenger RNA, 4604 nt
Organism: Vicugna pacos (alpaca)
Lineage: Eukaryota; Metazoa; Chordata; Mammalia; Artiodactyla; Camelidae
Gene: DPYSL5
Product: dihydropyrimidinase like 5
Cellular component (GO): cytosol; cytoplasm
Molecular function (GO): hydrolase activity, acting on carbon-nitrogen (but not peptide) bonds, in cyclic amides
Source: RefSeq, a predicted model, not a curated record